This is a messenger RNA of Olea europaea var. sylvestris, 1135 nucleotides long. Its product is annotated as erythromycin 3''-O-methyltransferase-like. Lineage: Eukaryota; Viridiplantae; Streptophyta; Magnoliopsida; Lamiales; Oleaceae. Gene Ontology annotation, molecular function: S-adenosylmethionine-dependent methyltransferase activity. The transcript is spliced from 8 exons. The record is from RefSeq and is a predicted model, not a curated record. Bases 66 to 917 code for a protein of 283 amino acids.
AAAAAUGAAAUUUGGAUUUGGGUUGGAACAGUACAGCUGAGAAAACCAACAUUCCGUGGAGGGAAAUGACAAAGGAGGUUUUGGAAUCGGAUGUGUACCGGAAGCUGGAGACCAUUGAGGACGGCUCAAUUGUCUGUUCUAAAACGAAAGGAGAAAUGGAAAAAUUAUUGAAGAGAAUCCUCUCAGAAUCUACAAAUUAUCUCAAUCCAUUUCAUGCAUAUGAUGAGGGAAACCUUUCUUGGCUGGCUGCAGCAGAAGCAGAACCUGCAACUAUGUCAAUGGUGAGACGAGCGAUACCUUAUGCUUCUUCGCUUGAUGAAGCAAAUCAAAUAGUCCGUGGAAAUUGGCUUCAGGCUAUCGAAAGUCAUCAUCAGAAACAUUCAGGAAACUCCUCAAUUAGUGACAUUAUUGACAUUGGAUGCUCUGUUGGAGUGAGCACAAACUUUCUUGCUGACAAAUUUCCAUCUGCCAAAAUUACUGGACUGGAUUUAUCACCUUACUUUCUUGCUGUUGCUCAAUUUAAGGAAAAGAGAAGCAACCAGAGAAAAGAUCCAAUCAGGUGGAUACAUGGAAAUGGUGAAAACACAGGCUUGCCUUCAAAAUCUUUUGACCUUGUCUCAGUUGCUUAUGUGUUUCACGAGUGCCCUGAAAGAGCAAUUAAAAAUAUAGUGAAGGAAGCAUUUCGGCUUCUUCGACCUGGAGGCACUUUUGCUGUGACUGAUAACUCGCCAAAAUCAAAGAUUCUUCAGGAACUAUCACCGGUGUUAUUUACAUUGAUGAAGAGCACUGAACCUUUUCUGGACGAAUACUACCUUACGGAUCUUGAAGGUAGCAUGCGAGAAAUUGGUUUUGUCAACGUGCAGACUGUUAUGACAGAUCCAAGACACAGAACUGUAACUGCCACUGUGCCUUCCUGAUAUGUGUCAUCCUCUUGAUUGUGCUCAUGGAGAUCAUGAAACCAUUAUAGGAGCAAGAAAUUUCUUGAAUUCAUGCCCUAAUAUUUUAUGUACACACUUGCAUACUGCAAGUAUAGAUUGACGAGAAAAUGUUAAUUUUGUAACAAGGCAGAAAUGCUGGUGGAAUAGUUUGAUGCAAUGUCAGUUUCUGAUGAAAGAAAGUUUUCAUAUUAUACAAA